Messenger RNA from Symphalangus syndactylus (siamang), 9293 nucleotides. RefSeq names its product ATP binding cassette subfamily C member 5 (gene ABCC5). Gene Ontology annotation, molecular function: ATP binding; ABC-type transporter activity; ATP hydrolysis activity. NCBI's taxonomy places the organism in Eukaryota, Metazoa, Chordata, Mammalia, Primates, Hylobatidae. The record is from RefSeq and is a predicted model, not a curated record. Gene Ontology annotation, biological process: transmembrane transport. Gene Ontology annotation, cellular component: membrane.
UGAAAGGGGUCAAUGGAUUUUGGCAACAGCUGGAAGGAUGAAGGGGCAGUGUUGCCAGAGAAGAAAUGGAACUGGCUUGACUUCUGGGCGGGGGUGAAAUGGAACUGACUCCAGUUCUGCACAGGACUGUGCUUCUCGGUUAUGUGUUGACAUGAAAUGACAGUCGGUGCAGGCAGAUGUGUCUUGCAGUGCUAUGAGUGGGUGAGAGCACGUUGUGUGGCCCGGGCUGGUGAGCCAGCGCCAGGGACAUACUGAGUGCCUGGAGGCAGAGUUAUCACGUUUGGCAGGUCCGUGGCAAAUAAGCCCUGAGAAAACUAGAGGACUGUCGAGGAUUUUAGAGUCUGACCUGGAGUCCGUUUAAGUUUGGCUUAUAGUGUAACUGUGUGGCAAGCGUUGGGGUGGCAGCCGUGGUUUUCCCCAGUCUGUACUGAUGCAGAGUAGACAAGAGAGCCUUUGACGUUCACUCUGUUUCCUGGGCACCUGUUUCUUACACCUGCUGUGCUGCCUUACACUUGAGACCUUGAUUAAAUCUAUUCUCUACACAUUUGCCUUGAGGCAUCGGAGCAGUAGUACUGCUUGUACUGUGCGUUUUCCGUGUGUGGGUAAGCUGGAGGUUCAUGGUUUUGGUAAGUAUGUGCCUAAGAUGCAUGGCGAUUAGGUAAAACUAAUUUGCAGUUUUGUUUUUGUUUUUAUUUUUUUAACGUUUGAUGCCUCUUGUUAAAGUUUUGAUCUCUUUUCUGAAGCAGAGAACACUACUUUUCUGGUAUUGGGUUUCUAUAUUAUUAAUAAUUGACCAACUAACAUACUUUAUAUAAAAGUUUUAAGUAAGAAGGACCAUGUAACUGAAAUGUUGUGUUAUGUAAUUUACCAAAAUGGCAAACAUUUUCAUAGAGCCAGCUUCCCCCAAGAAGAGCUUCUGUCAUUGUUUCACUACAGGGCUGGUGGCUGCUCUGAUCUCAUAGAAUUCGUUCCUCUGGGUAGCACCAUAUGCAGGCUUUGCGAAUAAAGUGAUCAUGGGCUUUCUUGAUUCCGUUUGGCCAAUGCAAGAACUUCAUUGGCUCCCCUCUAAAAAAAAUUCCGUGGAUUGUUGGGAUUUUUAUUUUUUAUUUUUUGAAUAAAAAGGUACCUAUCCAUAUUCAGCUUGGUGGCUUCACAGUCCCUCCCCUGAACAUCCGUAUAUUCCUUAAUCUCUCAUUUAUGGUGCAGAACACUGGGAUACUAACCUCUGGGAAACUCUAGCUGCCAGGGAAAGCUAAGAGCCCUCCUUUAACAGGAAAGCAGCAGCAUGCUUUUUCUUCUCUCUGCCCUUUCAGGGAAGAGCACCUUAAGGCCAGUGUUAUUUCAUGGGAUUCUGUCCUAGAGCUGAGAAAGCAAUGGACUCAUCCAUAGUCUCUUGUAUCGAUUUAAAAGUGUAAACAAUACACAUUUCCUUUUUUGGAACUCCAAUUCUAAUAUGUUUCUUUUUCAUUGGAAAUUGAAAAACCAGGCUGGUUUUGAGAUUAGUACUAGCAGUGAGUAAACCUCCUGUCUGUGGACUUAAAUCCUUUUGAGGAACAUUCGUUUUAGAUUUUUACAAGUUUUCUAAUCUGGCACGACUUUCAAACUAGCUUAGUCUGUUCUUACAGAAACCUGUGUAAGGACAGACUGCCCACAUACGGGCUCCCCAAAUAAAACGGCAUUUUUAUUUCUUGUCCCCGCCCGGGUUUCACCGAACCUUGGUAGCCAUACACAGAACAAAUGAAACACAAUCAAGUUGUUGUGUUCUGUUUGUUUUUACCUGCCGGCCAGCUGAUGCUGACAUUUAUACACCAAGAUGAUCCAAGGUUUUGGUGACACCAGUGGACUACCGCUAUAUGUGCAGGGUGCCCGGGAGUCAUAAUAAUGUUAAUGGAAUACCAGAAUCUCUAACCGUGUGGUCCUGUGUAGCCACAUUGCUACACUUACCGAGAUGCUUUGGGGCCUUUUUGGAUUAAGACAGUUCUAAAAGACCAGGCCUCACCUAUGAUCUGUGUAUAAAGAAUUAGCAUCGCACCGUAGAUCUGCAAGAGAAGGCCGCCUCCUGCAGUGCUCUCUCUUGGUGAAUGCUAACUCUGCUCGAGGGCCUUUUGGGGAAAGGACAGUGUAAAACCCUUAGAGAGGUAAGUUUCCCACCCUUCCAACCUCUCUCCACCUGCAGCUUGCUUGGUGCUGUCAGGAUCUGGAUUUGGGGGGAGUCUCUCUGUAGUGGAACCAGUGACAGAAGCUGUUCUUUAGAAUUUUCAGGAUGGCUGUAUUCUGCGGUCAGAAUGAGAGAGUCAAGCUGGGCAGAAUCUCUCGCCAAGAGUUCAGGUAAGGUAAUGUUUAUUCACUGGGAAUGCUUUCCACAGCCAGACAGCUAUGCUAACAGUCUCAAGUUUUCUUCCAGUUUGUUUAGAUUUAAAUGAUACAUUUGUAACUUUUUAAAAACUAAAUUUUGGUUGGAUUUUUCAUGAAAACCUCUUUUUUCUUUAUCUCCUAAAAAAUGGUUUGAAAUGUCAUUGUUAUUUAAAAACCCGAUGUGUUGGAACUUCUUUAAUCUGCUGUUUCCUCUUUUUCCCCCCCCCUUUGAAAGUUUCGCAUAGUAUAAGCAUUCACUAUGUCUUUUACCUUCCCUGCUCCUCCCCUCUGGGAGGCGCUGAUGCUAUUACCCAGUGCUGAAAAAUGGCACUCUAAAGGUAUGGGAAGGAAGGAGCCCAAGGCAACCACCUGCUGUCCUUUCAGCCUUCCUUUGGAGACUGCUCCAUCAGUGCCGAGGUGUGUGGGAACAGGCUUCACUGCACCGCCAUCUUACUGAGUUGCUUCACGUGAGGAAAAGGGGGCUUUGGCCCUGUGACUCAGUUCCACAUUUUGGAUUGCAUACUGGAAAAGAAGCCAAUCUUCUUGCUAGUAAACCAGCAACCCGGCUGUAUACAGUGCUGACCCAAGCAAUGGAUAUAAACCUAAAAAUCUGAGGGAGGGGAGAGGUGGAAUACAGUAGUUCUUGGAACCUGAAGUCUCCUAUUUCAUCAGGUUAUUUCCUGGGACUUGGCAAAAAUCUGAUUGGUGGGGAUCUCCUAGGACCUAGUGGACAUCUGGUAUUAAUUUAAUCUCAGGAAAAACAAGAAAUUAACCCAGAGAGAGUCUGGGUUCUGGAAUUCAGCAUAGCUACCUCCAGACCUUGGUGUCUGGCCUCCAUUUUUGUCUGUCAUUCAGCUCUGACUUACAGCUGCAGUCACCUUUGCUUUAAGGCACCUGGGUAGAAGGGUGGAUGGGCUUCACAUUAACUUUUUUCUUCCUUUAGGGUGGGGGAUUGGUUUGGCUUUCUUUUGUUGUGGUUUUUUGUUUUAUUUUUGUCAAGAUUGAUUUUUAGAUGCAAGGACUUGAAAAGACCCAGAAGGAUGCCACCAGUUUUUCCUUGAGGCCUAGGAUUUUUUAUUCUGUCCCAAGCAGAGGUAAUUCCUCACAGCUUAGUGCACCAGUAGCACCAGCCAUUUUGAGCAGAGUACCUCUUUGGGGAGCUUUUCGUUUUGUUUUGUUUUUAAUUCUCUUUCCUUAGCAGCAAGGUCUUUUUUCCUAGAGAAUCUACUCCAUUGCAGAAUCAUUGCAACCUCAGGAGCCCUCACUGAUUGAGUGCUGUCAGCCUGAUCUACUACUUUGGACUCUGGAAACAGAUAUGGGUUCUAUUCUCUAUUUCUACUGUGUGUCGUUAAACAACCGUCGGAGGCCAGAUGACCUGUUAGAUGGCUAGUCCUGUAUAACUCGACUCUGUAUGUUUCAAUGUAUGUUACUGCAAUGCUUCACCUGCUGUACAGUGUUUGUGAGAUGCUCUUUGAAGAUGGUACUUUUAUAUUUUUUCAUUUUCAAUAAAAGUACAUUCCUUCCCACUUCCUGGUAUUUAAUACUGUUGCUGAAUGUGCCUUGUGUGAGUGUGUGCUCCGGCGUUGCAGGACCUCAGCUGGAGGUGGCCCUCGGUGGUUCUUGGGGGCUGGCCGCCUUCCCUCUGCAGGUGGUGUUAGACAUAUGCUACCUGAGGUAACAUGUUUUCAUUUUUGGGAGGGAGUCGGGAGUGGGGCGGGCCCAUGGGAGGGUCUCUGGAUUUUUGAUAGCCUGCUUUAUUUGCUCUCUUCUGUACUAUUAAACUGCCGAUGUUUAUUUUCAGGAAUGUUUUGCAAAUGCACUUCUCACUCUUCCCCAGUACAACUGCCUUCAUGGUGAAACACCUCUUGGAGUAUACCCAGGCAACAGAGUCUAACCUGCAGUACAGCUUGUUGUUAGUCCUGGGCCUCCUUCUGACGGAAAUCGUGCGGUCUUGGUCGCUUGCACUGACUUGGGCAUUGAAUUACCGAACCGGUGUCCGCUUGCGGGGGGCCAUCCUAACCAUGGCAUUUAAGAAGAUCCUUAAGUUAAAGAACAUUAAAGAGAAAUCCCUGGGUGAGCUCAUCAACAUUUGCUCCAACGACGGGCAGAGGAUGUUUGAGGCAGCAGCCGUUGGCAGCCUGCUGGCUGGAGGACCCGUUGUUGCCAUCUUAGGCAUGAUUUAUAAUGUAAUUAUUCUGGGACCAACAGGCUUCCUGGGAUCAGCUGUUUUUAUCCUCUUUUACCCAGCAAUGAUGUUUGCAUCACGGCUCACAGCAUAUUUCAGGAGAAAAUGCGUGGCCGCCACGGAUGAACGUGUCCAGAAGAUGAAUGAAGUUCUUACCUACAUUAAAUUUAUUAAAAUGUAUGCUUGGGUCAAAGCAUUUUCUCAAAGUGUUCAAAAAAUCCGUGAGGAGGAGCGUCGGAUAUUGGAAAAAGCCGGGUACUUCCAGAGCAUCACUGUGGGUGUGGCUCCCAUUGUGGUGGUGAUCGCCAGCGUGGUGACCUUCUCUGUUCAUAUGACCCUGGGCUUCGAUCUGACAGCAGCACAGGCUUUCACAGUGGUGACAGUCUUCAAUUCCAUGACUUUUGCUUUGAAAGUAACACCGUUUUCAGUAAAGUCCCUCUCAGAAGCCUCGGUGGCUGUUGACAGAUUUAAGAGUUUGUUUCUAAUGGAAGAGGUUCACAUGAUAAAGAACAAACCAGCCAGUCCUCACAUCAAGAUAGAGAUGAAAAAUGCCACCUUGGCAUGGGACUCCUCCCACUCCAGUAUCCAGAACUCGCCCAAGCUGACCCCCAAAAUGAAAAAAGACAAGAGGGCUUCCAGGGGCAAGAAAGAGAAGGUGAGGCAGCUGCAGCGCACUGAGCAUCAGGCGGUGCUGGCAGAGCAGAAAGGCCACCUCCUCCUGGACAGUGACGAGCGGCCCAGUCCCGAAGAGGAAGAAGGCAAGCACAUCCACCUGGGCCACCUGCGCUUACAGAGGACGCUGCACAGCAUCGACCUGGAGAUCCAAGAGGGUAAACUGGUUGGAAUCUGCGGCAGUGUGGGAAGUGGAAAAACCUCUCUCAUUUCAGCCAUUUUAGGCCAGAUGACACUUCUAGAGGGCAGCAUUGCAAUCAGUGGAACCUUCGCUUAUGUGGCCCAGCAGGCCUGGAUCCUCAAUGCUACUCUGAGAGACAACAUCCUAUUUGGGAAGGAAUAUGAUGAAGAAAGAUACAACUCUGUGCUGAACAGCUGCUGCCUGAGGCCUGACCUGGCCAUUCUUCCCAGCAGUGACCUGACAGAGAUUGGAGAGCGAGGAGCCAACCUGAGUGGUGGGCAGCGCCAGAGGAUCAGCCUUGCCCGGGCCUUGUAUAGUGACAGGAGCAUCUACAUCCUGGACGACCCCCUCAGUGCCUUAGAUGCCCAUGUGGGCAACCACAUCUUCAAUAGUGCUAUCCGGAAACAUCUCAAGUCCAAGACGGUUCUGUUUGUUACCCACCAGUUACAGUACCUGGUUGACUGUGAUGAAGUGAUCUUCAUGAAAGAGGGCUGUAUUACGGAAAGAGGCACCCAUGAGGAACUGAUGAAUUUAAAUGGUGACUAUGCUACCAUUUUUAAUAACCUGUUGCUGGGAGAGACACCGCCAGUUGAGAUCAAUUCAAAAAAGGAAACUAGUGGUUCACAGAAGAAGUCACAAGACAAGGGUCCUAAAACAGGAUCAGUAAAGAAGGAGAAAGCAGUAAAGCCAGAGGAAGGGCAGCUCGUGCAGCUGGAAGAGAAAGGGCAGGGUUCAGUGCCCUGGUCAGUAUAUGGUGUCUACAUCCAGGCUGCUGGGGGCCCCUUGGCAUUCCUGGUUAUUAUGGCCCUUUUCAUGCUGAAUGUAGGCAGCACCGCCUUCAGCACCUGGUGGUUGAGUUACUGGAUCAAGCAAGGAAGCGGGAACACCACUGUGACUCGAGGGAACGAGACCUCGGUGAGUGACAGCAUGAAGGACAAUCCUCAUAUGCAGUACUACGCCAGCAUCUACGCCCUCUCCAUGGCAGUCAUGCUGAUCCUGAAAGCCAUUCGAGGAGUUGUCUUUGUCAAGGGCACACUGCGAGCUUCCUCCCGGCUGCAUGACGAGCUUUUCCGAAGGAUCCUUCGAAGCCCUAUGAAGUUUUUUGACACGACCCCCACAGGGAGGAUUCUCAACAGGUUUUCCAAAGACAUGGAUGAAGUUGAUGUGCGGCUGCCGUUCCAGGCCGAGAUGUUCAUCCAGAACGUUAUCCUGGUGUUCUUCUGCGUGGGAAUGAUCGCAGGAGUCUUCCCGUGGUUCCUUGUGGCAGUGGGGCCCCUCGUCAUCCUCUUUUCAGUCCUGCACAUUGUCUCCAGGGUCCUGAUUCGGGAGCUGAAGCGUCUGGACAAUAUCACGCAGUCACCUUUCCUCUCCCACAUCACGUCCAGCAUACAGGGCCUUGCCACCAUCCACGCCUACAAUAAAGGGCAGGAGUUUCUGCACAGGUACCAGGAGCUGCUGGAUGACAACCAAGCUCCUUUUUUCUUGUUUACGUGUGCGAUGCGGUGGCUGGCUGUGCGGCUGGACCUCAUCAGCAUCGCCCUCAUCACCACCACGGGGCUGAUGAUCGUUCUCAUGCACGGGCAGAUUCCCCCAGCCUAUGCGGGUCUCGCCAUCUCUUAUGCUGUCCAGUUAACGGGGCUGUUCCAGUUUACGGUCAGACUGGCAUCUGAGACAGAAGCUCGAUUCACCUCAGUGGAGAGGAUCAAUCACUACAUUAAGACUCUCUCCUUGGAAGCACCUGCCAGAAUUAAGAACAAGGCUCCCUCCCCUGACUGGCCCCAGGAGGGAGAGGUGACCUUCGAGAACGCAGAGAUGAGGUACCGAGAAAACCUCCCUCUCGUCCUAAAGAAAGUAUCCUUCACGAUCAAACCCAAAGAGAAGAUUGGCAUUGUGGGGCGGACAGGAUCAGGGAAGUCCUCGCUGGGGAUGGCCCUCUUCCGUCUGGUGGAGUUAUCUGGAGGCUGCAUCAAGAUUGAUGGAGUGAGAAUCAGUGAUAUUGGCCUUGCCGACCUCCGAAGCAAACUCUCUAUCAUUCCUCAAGAGCCGGUGCUGUUCAGUGGCACUGUCAGAUCAAAUUUGGACCCCUUCAACCAGUACACUGAAGACCAGAUUUGGGAUGCCCUGGAGAGGACACACAUGAAAGAAUGUAUUGCUCAGCUACCUCUGAAACUUGAAUCUGAAGUGAUGGAGAAUGGGGAUAACUUCUCAGUGGGGGAACGGCAGCUCUUGUGCAUAGCAAGAGCCCUGCUUCGCCACUGUAAGAUUCUGAUUUUAGAUGAAGCCACAGCUGCCAUGGACACAGAGACAGACUUAUUGAUUCAAGAGACCAUCCGAGAAGCAUUUGCAGACUGUACCAUGCUGACCAUUGCCCAUCGCCUGCACACGGUUCUAGGCUCCGAUAGGAUUAUGGUGCUGGCCCAGGGACAGGUGGUGGAGUUUGACACCCCAUCGGUCCUUCUGUCCAACGACAGUUCCCGAUUCUAUGCCAUGUUUGCUGCUGCAGAGAACAAGGUCGCUGUCAAGGGCUGACUCCUCCCUGUUGAGGAAGUCUCUUUUCUUUAGAGCAUUGCCAUUCCCUGCCUGGGGCGGGCCCCUCAUCGCGUCCUCCUACCGAAACCUCGCCUUUCUCGAUUUUAUCUUUCGCACAGCAGUUCUGGAUUGGCUUGUGUGUUUCACUUUUAGGGAGAGUCAUAUUUUGAUUAUUGUAUUUAUUCCAUAUUCAUGUAAACAAAAUUUAGUUUUUGUUCUUAAUUGCACUCUAAAAGGUUCAGGGAACCGUUAUUAUAAUUGUAUCAGAGGCCUAUAAUGAAGCUUUAUACGUGUAGCUAUAUCUAUAUAUAAUUCUGUACAUAGCCUAUAUUUACAGUGAAAAUGUAAGCUGUUUAUUUUAUAUUAAAAUAAGCACUGUGCUCAUAACAGUGCAUAUUCCUUUCUAUCAUUUUUGUACAGUUUGCUGUACUGAGAUCUGGUUUUGCUAUUAGACUGUAGGAAGGGUAGCAUUUCAUUCUUCUCUAGCUGGUGGUUUCACGGUGCCAGGUUUUCUGGGUGUCCGAAGGAAGACGUGUGGCAAUAGUGGGCCCUCCGACAGCCCCCUCUGCUGCCUCCCCACGGCCACUCCAGGGGUGGGUGGAGACGGGUGGGCGGCUGGAGACCAUGCAGAGCGCCGUGAGUUCUCAGGGCUCCUGCCUUCUGUCCUGGUGUCACUUACUGUUUCUGUCAGGAGAGCAGCGGGGCGAAGCCCAGGCCCCUUUUCACUCCCUCCAUCAGGAAUGGGAAUCACAGAGACAUUCCUCCGAGCCGGGGAGUUUCUUUCCUGCCUUCUUCUUUUUGCUGUUGUUUCUAAACAAGAAUCAGUCUAUCCACAGAGAGUCCCACUGCCUCAGGUUCCUAUGGCUGGCCACUGCACAGAGCUCUCCAGCUCCAAGACCUGUUGGUUCCAAGCCCUGGAGCCAACUGCUGCUUUUUGAGGUGGCACUUUUUCAUUUGCCUAUUCCCACACCUCCACAGUUCAGUGGCAGGGCUCAGGAUUUCGUGGGUCUGUUUUCCUUUCUCACCGCAGUUGUCGCACAGUCUCUCUCUCUCUCUCUCUCUCCCCCCAAAGUCUGCAACUUUAAGCAGCUCUUGCUAAUCAGUGUCUCACACUGGCGUAGAAGUUUUUGUACUGUAAAGAGACCUACCUCAGGUUGCUGGUUGCUGUGUGGUUUGGUGUGUUCCCGCAAACCCCCUUUGUGCUGUGGGGCUGGUAGCUCAGGUGGGCGUGGUCACUGCUGUCAUCAGUUGAAUGGUCAGCGUUGCAUGUCGUGACCAACUAGACAUUCUGUCGCCUUAGCAUGUUUGCUGAACACCUUGUGGAAGCAAAAAUCUGAAAAUGUGAAUAAAAUUAUUUUGGAUUUUGUAAAA